Molecule: messenger RNA, 1387 nt
Organism: Mycotypha africana
Lineage: Eukaryota; Fungi; Mucoromycota; Mucoromycetes; Mucorales; Mycotyphaceae
Product: acyl transferase/acyl hydrolase/lysophospholipase
Exons: 11
Coding region: 1-1296 (431 amino acids)
Biological process (GO): lipid metabolic process
Molecular function (GO): triacylglycerol lipase activity
Source: RefSeq, a predicted model, not a curated record
AUGACCUAUCUGUUGAGAAGCGGCUUGGUUCGAAAUUUCGGUGGCAUUUGCGACAGACGAUUGUUUGCACAUUCAUAUCUUGGCACAAAGAAAUUGAUUGGAAACUAUAUGGAUGAAGUGAUUAAUCAAUUAGAAUAUAUCCAUUCAACACGGGACUAUAGCGCCCAAGCCAAGGCUAAGUUUUUUAGUGAUGCUCGUCAAAGUUUUGGAUGUUCAGCUCUAGUGUUACAAGGCGGGACAGCGUUGGCUUUAUACCAUAUUGGUGUAGUCAAAGCAUUAAAUGAGCAAGGACUACUGCCCCGUAUUAUCAGUGGCACUGCCAUCGGAGCAAUGAUUGCUGCUUUGAUUUGCAUUCAUACAGAUGAGGAAUUACCAAAUAUCCUAAAACCAGACGGUAUUAACUUAAGCGCCUUCUCAAACAAGAGCAAAACUGGCCACUUCAAGAGACGCAUUACACGUUUCUUGAAAUAUGGAUACUUGAUGGAUAUGAAAGUAUUACAAGACUGUGUUAGAGCAAAUGUGGGUGAUUUGACAUUUGAGGAAGCCUACCAGAGGACGAAACGGGUGUUAAACAUUAGCGUCCACUCGAGCAGAACACAAGAAGUUCCGCAAAAUUUGAAUUAUUUGACCGCACCAAGCGUAUUGAUAUGGAGUGCUGCUUGCUGUUCAACUGCUUCAGUAGGUUUAUACGGAAGCUACCACUUAAUGGCUAAAGAUAAAGACGGAAAUAUAGUAAAAUGGAUCUCAACAGGCGUUCGAUGGACACAUUGGUCAGAAACAUCUCUUUCUGAAAGUGAAGCACCUUUAUACAGACUUUCAGAGCUUUUCAAUGUAAACCAUUUCAUUGUAUCCCAGGCUAGCAUAUAUGCAAUACCAUUCAUUAUGAAGACACAUAGCUUACAACAUGAAACAUUGCUGAACAGGGUUGUCUAUAUCCUUGCUUCUGAAUUGAAACAUCGUCUUUACCAGCUACAUCAAUUUCAUAUUCUGCCUCGUAUUUUUGGAGGCUUAAUUGAACAGAAAAUGUCUGGCAAUGUGAACAUAGUACCAGAACUAGCUUUAUCCGAUUUCAAUAUAUUGUUCUCUAACCCUUCCUAUAAAUCACUGGCUUAUUGGAUUUUUCAUGGUGAAAGAUCAGUAUGGCCAUUAGUGGCUUUUAUUAAAGCAAGAUGUAUGAUAGAAUUGGCAUUGGAUAAGGCCGUGCUUGAUCUGCAGUCAAAGAAUAUUGUAAAAGAACCUGUCAUAGUAGACGAACGGGUUGCAGAAGGCAAGAAGAGAGCCAAGUCAAUGCAUUGACUUCAAACGGUAUGCUUCAAAUCUUUCUCCCCAAAUCCUAAGUCUAUUCAGGAAUAGUCUGCAUGUUGCUCGACUCUUUAAAUCGUCUAUG